Messenger RNA from Dreissena polymorpha, 3775 nucleotides. RefSeq names its product WD repeat domain phosphoinositide-interacting protein 3-like. Gene Ontology annotation, molecular function: phosphatidylinositol-3,5-bisphosphate binding; phosphatidylinositol-3-phosphate binding; protein binding. Bases 1 to 369 code for a protein of 122 amino acids. Lineage: Eukaryota; Metazoa; Mollusca; Bivalvia; Myida; Dreissenidae. Gene Ontology annotation, cellular component: cytosol; extrinsic component of membrane; phagophore assembly site membrane. The record is from RefSeq and is a predicted model, not a curated record. The transcript has 5 exons. Gene Ontology annotation, biological process: nucleophagy; protein localization to phagophore assembly site; autophagy of mitochondrion.
AUGUACCAAAGGAGCCACCAUGCUAACAUAUACUGUAUAAAUUUCAAUGUGGACUCUACAUUGCUGUGUGUAUCUAGUGACCACGGGACGGUGCAUAUAUUUUCUACAGAAGAAAACGCCAAAAAGAACAAGCAGUCCAGCCUGGCCGGUGCAGGAUUCCUACCAAAGUACUUCAGUUCCAAGUGGAGCUUCUGCAAGUUCCAGGUUCCCGGUGGAGCACACUGCAUGUGCGCCUUUGGCUCCGAUAGCAAUGCUGUGAUAGUUGUGUGUGCGGAUGGCAGCUACUACAAAUUUUUGUUCAAUCAGAAGGGAGAGUGUAACCGGGAUGUUUAUUCCCAGUUCCUUGAAAUGACGGACGAUCGAUCAUAGUUGCUGUUUGGAAGUUAUCACAACCGUGAUGCUUAACAUUUUUUAAGAUGGAAACUCUGUAACAUCAAGAUUCACAUGGACCAGCGCAUAGUAGACCAGCCCACCUAAGACUGAAGAAUAGUCUCGAAUGCUGUUGUUUUAUAUAUUUGAACUCACAAGUUUUGGAGUCUAAAACUAAGGUAUUCUUUACUAUGAAGUAUGCAUUGAUUAAUUUGGGAACGAAUCCAACAUUUAGUGACAUACACAAGACAUGUGAUUAUAAACAUUAGCUGUGAAGUGUUUAGAAAUUGAGAGUGGAUAAAUUCUAGUAAAGAGGGUUAAACAUUAGUCACUCACUAAAGUCAAUGCAGUGAUGCCUUGAUUGUUGCAUUCUCACCAUAGGGUGAUGAGCCAUUAUGCAGUAAAUCAUAGAAACUUUGACAAGAAAGCAACUUACAGAUUGGAAGCCGGGUGCGUUUUGACUUAACGUUAGUUUUAUGUAACUUAACAUUUUUUAGCUUGACUAUUCUAUAUGAAAUAUAUAUAGUGGAGCUAUCCUACUCACCCCGACGUCGGUGUGCGCAUGCAAAUGUUAAAGUUUGCGUACCACCCCAAAUAUUACCUAUGUCCCUUGACACAUUGCUUUAAUAUUUUGCAUACUUCUUUACCAACAAGACCCCAACCUAUAAACAAGAGCAGACAACUGUAUCAAGCAUUUUGUAAGAAUUAUGGCCCUUUUUUCACUUAGAAUAUGCAUAUUAUUGAUAAUCUAUGUUAAAGUUUGCGUGCCACCUUAAAUAUUUUCAAUGUCCCUUGACAUAUUGCUUUCAUAUUAUGCAUACUUCUUUACCAGCAUGACUCCAAUCUAUAAACAAGAGCAGACAACUGUAUCAAGCAUUUUGUAAGAAUUAUGGCCCUUUUUCCAUUUAGAAUAUGCAUAUUAUUGAUAAAUCUAUGUUAAAGUUUGUGUACCACCUCAAAUAUUUUCAAAGUCCCUUGACAUAUUGCUUUCAUAUUUUGCAAACUUUUUUACCAACAUGACCCCAAUCUAUAAACAAGAGCAGACAACUGUAUCAAGCAUUUUGUAAGAAUUAUGGCCCUUUUUUUGUCCUAGUAACUGAAUAUUUUGUUAAAUUUUGUGUUUAGAUUCAUUUGACUUCUAAAGUAUUAAAGCUAUUGCUUUCAAACUUCAAAUAUUUUUUUACUAUCAUGAGGGUACUGUACCUGGCAAGUUCAAUUUGACCUUGACCUUUGAAUGACCUUGACUCUCAAGGUCAAAAGAAUAAAUUUUAGUUAAAUCGCCAUUACUUCUUUAUUUAUGAUCAGAUUUUAUUAAUACUUUGACAAAACAGCACUUACCUGAAUACCACAAUGGAUUCCACCCAAACAAUACCCCACGCCCCAACCCAGAAUCCCUGCCCCCCCCAAAAAAAAAAUUAAAAAAAUACUCGCCCAAGCUAUUGCUAUCAAACUUGAAAUAAAAUCUUAUUAGUUUGUUUUAUGUGUUUACAUAUGUUCAAUAGAUUUUGGAAAAUAUACCUUGACCUUAUUGAAUAAUAUGAACAAUUUCCCCAUGAUGGCUUACGUUAUACUGUCAAGCUCUCAAAAUAGUCGAGCGCACUGUCCUCUGACAGCUCUUGAUAUAAUAUACCAUGCUGGACAAUUGAGCCGCGUUCUGAGAGAACUGGGCUUAAUGCAUGUGCAUAAAGUGUCGUCCCAGAUUAACCUGUGCAGUCCGCACAAGCUAAUCAGGGACGACACUUUCCGCUUUUAUGGUAUUUUUAGUUUCAAGGAAGUCCCUCCUUACCAAAAAUCAAGUUUAGGUGGAAAGUGUCGUCCCUGAUUAGCCUGUGUGGACUGCACAGGCUAAUCUGGGAUUACACUUUACACACAUGCAUUAAGCCCAGUUUUCUCAGAACAAGGCUAAAUUAAUCAGAGGAUCAUGGUUUUGAUUCUCAGCCGGCUUCAUAAGUUUUAAACUUUUGUGAUAAUAGGGUAAGAAAAAUACAUUGUCUCCCUGACUCUGGACUCGAGGAGGGCAGUCUCAGUGAUUGGCAUAUGUAUGUGCGCCUUGUUUUGGUAAACCAGCUCACCCAAUAAAAGUUUGAUUUGGUUAACUGUUUGCCAUUACGAAAAUUCUGUUGAUUACCGGUACAACACAAAAUCUUCUAAAACAAACAUGCAGAACCUUCAUCACAUACCUUGUUGCAUAAAGGUCAUUCAAUGUGGGUAUGAACAAAUGUUUAUUUGAUAAGUUAAGGAUUUUUAGACAUUUGUAAAAAGCAUUUCUUAAAAAAUAUUACUUUAUUAAUGCCUUUACUAUAAAUCAUGUUUUUGUGUUGUUUUUUGUAAGGAAUAUAAUUAUGUAUUACCAUGACAUUCUUGAUCCAUAAACUAGUCAGAGCAAUUGAGCUAAAUUUGGCAGCAGCUGUUUGUUGGACAAAGUAAACACACUUGUAAUAGCUGAAAUAUUGAAAAAAAAAUGAACAUUUCUUUCUCAUAUUAAUAUUAUUUCAAUUCAAUAGCAAAGCGUUCAGAUAAUUAUCAAAUGUGCAAGAUAGGCAGGAAAGAAUUUUGGUUCGAAACUUACAUAGCAUUUAAUAGUUUUAUGUAAAGAUAUAUUCUGAGACAAAGCAAAAGUUGUUAAUCCCUCGACAACAUGGGAAACAAAAUGACCAGUUUAAUGAUAGCUCUGGUUGUUUAUAGGAGCAUUGAAUGUCAUUUAUAACUUUUUUACACACACAAUUGUCAUAAUGGUUGUUAUUUCAACAAUGCUGUUUGUCAUGCUUUUACAGCAUUUAGAUCAAUCUUGUUGAUAAAAGAAAAUACACACUUUUGUUUACCUGCAUUCAUGGCGUCCACUAGGGUUAUGUAAAAAGAUAUGUCAAAAAACAAUGGGAUGGCCGUAAGGGCGUGUGAGUUUUCUUAUUUGAUUGAUUAUUUAUAUAUUAACCUUUUCCCACUUAAAAGCAAAGUCAAAAAGGGUUAUAUGCAAAAAGCAUAAAACCAGAACAGCCUGUGAGUAACUCGCAGUCUUUUCAGGUUUUAUGCUGUUUGCUGCUCAUCAGUAUCUAAGGGUUGGAAACGAAGCCUUUAAAAAAAUGAAUCUAGUAAGAAAGGUCUUUAAUUUGAUUAAACUUUGUAAGGGACUACAAAUGCGUCAAAAUAUGUAUCUAAGUGGUGAAGUGUUAAGGGAUUUGUGCAGACCAUGUUUGCAGAGACAUGCCAUAUUUGCCUGGGGAAACCUUGCUUGCAUUUAAUAUUUAUGGCCAUUUUGUUGUAUAUCAAAGGUUGAUUGUACUAAAAUGUACAAAUAUUUUAUAAUCAUUUUGCAUAAUGAUUAUUUGUUGUAUUCUAUUUGUUGCCUGUUUAAUGUUUUCAUGUGAAGUCUGAUUCAAGAUACAUGUCUGAUAAAUCUUUUAUAUAA